AUGAACCAUCGUCGUGUGGGGUCACCAUACAAACCUAUUCCAGCUUUUCUUAAUCAUCAGUGUUUGCAAGAAAAAUUUAUGGCAUUGGAAGUUACCCAAAUUCUGUUGAAUGCACAAGCUGUUGAUGGAUCUGUUCGGAAGCAUGCUGAAGAGAGUUUAAAGCAAUUUCAGGAGCAAAAUCUACCUGGAUUUCUGUUAUCUCUCUCUGGAGAACUUGCUCAUGAUGAGAAGCCUGUUGAUAGUCGUAAACUAGCUGGUUUGAUUCUGAAGAAUGCUUUAGAUGCAAAAGAGCAACAUAGAAAGUAUGAACUCAUCCAAAGAUGGUUAUCACUUGAUGUGGGUGUUAAAUCACAAAUCAAGACAUACCUAUUACAGACACUCACCUCUCCUGUUCAUGAGGCAAGAUCAACCGCAUCACAAGUUAUAGCUAAAGUUGCUGGAAUAGAGCUUCCACAAAAACAAUGGCCUGAGCUCAUUGGCUCCCUUCUAUCAAACAUUCACCAAGUCCCUGUUCAUGUCAAGCAAGCCACUUUAGAAACUCUUGGGUAUUUGUGUGAAGAAGUUUCUCCAGAUGUUGUAGAACAAGAUCAUGUGAAUAAAAUCCUGACAGCUGUUGUUCAAGGCAUGAAUGCAAGUGAAGCUAGUAAUGAUGUCAGACUUGCUGCAACUAGAGCACUUUACAAUGCUCUUGGUUUUGCUCAAGCAAAUUUCACCAAUGAAAUGGAACGUGAUUAUAUUAUGAGAGUUGUUUGUGAAGCAACUUUAUCUCCAGAAGUAAAGAUUCGCCAAGCAGCUUUUGAGUGUUUGGUUUCCAUCUCAUCUAGCUACUAUGAGAAACUAGCUCCUUACAUUCAAGAUAUCUUCAACAUCACUGCUAAAGCUGUUAAAGAAGACGAAGAGCCAGUGGCUUUACAAGCAAUUGAAUUCUGGAGUUCAAUUUGUGAUGAAGAGAUUGAUAUUUUGGAAGAAUAUGGAGGCGACUUCACUACUGCUGACUCAGACAUUCCUUGUUUUUACUUCAUAAAACAGGCUCUCCCUGCACUUGUUCCCAUGUUGCUAGAGACUUUGUUGAAGCAAGAAGAAGAUCAAGAUCAAGAUGAAGGUGCUUGGAAUCUUGCAAUGGCAGGAGGAACCUGUCUUGGUUUAGUUGCAAGAACAGUAGGGAAUGAUAUUGUUCCACUUGUGAUGCCUUUCAUUGAAGAAAACAUAACAAAACCAGAUUGGAGACAAAGGGAAGGAGCUACUUAUGCUUUUGGAUCCAUCUUGGAAGGUCCUUCACCCAAUCAGUUGACUCCUUUAGUCAAUGUUGCUCUAAAUUUCAUGCUCACAGCUUUGACCAAAGACCCCAGCAACCAUGUAAAAGACACCACAGCUUGGACACUCGGAAGAAUAUUUGAAUUUCUUCAUGGAUCCACCAUGGAUACACCCAUCAUCACCCCUUCAAAUUGCCAACAGAUCAUCACUGUUCUUCUCCAAAGCAUGAAGGAUGCUCCAAAUGUAGCUGAAAAAGCUUGUGGGGCCCUGUACUUUCUGGCACAGGGUUUUGAAGACGUGGGUCCCUCGUCUCCAUUGACUCCAUUUUUCCAGGAAAUUGUUCAGUCUCUUUUGACUGUGACUCACAGAGAAGAUGCUAACGAGUCUAGAUUGAGAACUGCUGCUUAUGAAACAUUAAAUGAAGUUGUGAGAUGCUCUACUGAUGAAACGAUUCCCAUGGUGUUACAGUUAGUCCCUGUCAUCAUGAUGGAGCUCCACCAGACUUUAGAAGAACAGAAGCUCUCCUCUGAUGAAAGAGAGAAACAGAAUGAGUUGCAGGGUCUUCUGUGUGGGUGUUUGCAGGUGAUCAUUCAAAAACUCGGAGCAUCAGAUGCAACAAGAUACCCCUUCAUGCAAUACACAGAUCAAAUCAUGAAUCUUUUUCUUAGGGUUUUCGCAUCCCGGAGUGCCACUGUUCAUGAAGAAGCAAUGCUUGCAAUUGGAGCUCUAGCAUACGCAACGGGUCCUGAUUUUGCAAAAUUCAUGCCGGAUUUUUAUAAAUAUUUAGAAAUGGGACUUCAGAAUUUUGAAGAGUAUCAGGUCUGUGCUGUGACUGUAGGUGUGGUGGGUGAUAUUUGUAGGGCUUUGGAGGAAAAGGUGUUGCCUUGGUGUGAUGGGAUUAUGACUCAGCUUCUUAAAGAUUUGUCAAGCAACCAAUUGCAUCGAUCCGUGAAGCCUCCGAUUUUUUCUUGUUUUGGUGAUAUUUCGCUUGCGAUUGGAGAGAAUUUUGAGAAGUAUUUGAUGUAUGCCAUGCCUAUGCUCCAGAGUGCUGCUGAGUUGUCUUCACAUACUUCAGGUGCUGAUGAUGAGAUGAUUGAGUACACAAACCUCUUGAGAAAUGGGAUUUUGGAGGCGUAUUCAGGGAUUUUUCAGGGGUUUAAAAACUCUCCCAAAACUCAGCUGCUGAUUCCUUAUGCGCCUCAUAUCCUUCAGUUUCUUGAUCUGAUGUACAUGGAGAAAGACAUGGAUGAAGUUGUGAUGAAAACAGCAAUCGGUGUUCUUGGAGAUUUAGCAGAUACUCUUGGAAGCAAUGCGGGUUCAUUGAUUCAACAAUCUCUUUCAAGCAAAGAUUUUCUGAAUGAAUGUUUGUCAUCAGAUGAUCAUAUGAUUAAGGAAUCUGCUGAAUGGGCCAAGCUCGCAAUCUCUCGUGCAAUUUCCGUUUAAGUCCCUCUGCCUGGCAGUACAUAAUAUUAUUUUUUGCUUUUCAUGCAUAUGGUCGGGUCGGGUCGGGUCAUAUCACACCAUUCAUGUCAAGCUGACAAGGGCGAAAUAGUAAUAUCAAGCUAAGGGCUGAUUCUUUUUCAAAUUCACAUCGUGUAUCUCGAUUCAAUCCUCAGAAAGAGUACAUGAAUGAAUGAAUUAGCCCGUGUCAUGUGUCGUCUUGGUGGGGUCCACAGUGGUUUUGGUUGUCUGGGGGAGAGGGGGGGGGGGGGGGGGGUAUAUUACCUUUUACAUUUGCAUCACAUCAUACAUUUUUUCUUUCCUUUUAUUAUUUCGUUAUAUUUUUUUUUAUCUUCUCAUUUUGAGUCUGGGUCACAUCACAUGUGCAUUAUUUAAAGCCAGGUAGGGGGUUGGCCGCAUUACAUUUAGGAAGCUAGUUUUUUUGUUUUUUUUUUUGUCAGUCGUCGGUAGGUGUUUUUGAAUUUAUUUGAAAAUACAAUGCAUUCAUGAAAUCAUGUUUGUUUUUUUUUUUUCUGGUCUAAAAACUCGAAGCAUAUAGUUUUCUUUGUCAAAAAUCAUGUGUAAAUCCUGUUUUGGUUCCCGAUUUGUAGAGAGAGAGAGAGAGAGAAAAUGGCAUUUUAUACAGAGAAUGUCACUGCUUGUGAUGAAAGAGAGUUCGUGGGAAUAGAUUUCUUUCAAACUGUUGGUAAGGAGAGAGAUUGAUUGCUUUUUGUAAUUUUGGUUCGGGUUUUAUUUGGAAUCAAAUAUUUGUACUGCUUUUUUGUUUGUUUUCAUGUAUAAACCUUUUCAAGUGUCGACCCU
Lactuca virosa is the source of this 3516-nucleotide messenger RNA. The record is from the annotation of a GenBank genome assembly. NCBI's taxonomy places the organism in Eukaryota, Viridiplantae, Streptophyta, Magnoliopsida, Asterales, Asteraceae.